CAAACUCCACGCGGACAGUUGCCCAAGGCUGGAAUUGAACCAGGGACCCUGGCACUGUGAGGCAGCAGUUUUAACCACUGAGCUACCCUAUAUUUCUGUUUGGUUCUUAACUGUAUUUUCUACCACCAUUAGAUAACAAUAUUUCUUAAUGUCUAUCUUUGUCAUCCAGGUUGUUCUCGAUGUUUCUGUUUUAUCUUUUUGUUUUGAGACACUUUGACUGGAUCCACAACCAAUGGGUCAGACUUGAGCAAUCCUGCCACAUUCAGCUGUGAAUGGUGGUGGACAAUCAAACAACUCACUGAAGGAUGUGAUGCUGCAAAUAUUCCAUCCUCCGUGUUGGAAGUACCCAGCACAUCAUUGCAAAAGAUAAGACUGAAGUAUUUGCAGCAAUCUUCAUCCUGUAUUUGUGGAUAAGUAAGCUAUCUCAAUAUGACAGAAGACUGGGAUGCGGAAUUAGGAACAGAACCAGUUGCCAUUAUUCCAUCUUUUAAUGAUAUGGCUGGUCUAAUGAAUGAAGAUAUCAAUGGCAAUCCAUCUUUUGACUUGAAAGGAUCUGGAGAUGGGAAUGGUUUUAACACGAGCGAUAGAAAUAUAUUUGGCAGAAGUGGUGGAUUUGGGAAGCAGCAAGUGGCCGGCUUUACAGAAGCUACUACAGUGAACAGAAAUGAAUUUGAUGGCAGAGGCGGAAGAAGAUGUGGGUUUGGCAGAGGUGAUCGUGCUGGAUUACCAAGAGUUGGUGCUCAGAAUGUUGCUGCAAAAGCAAGUGGCGAUGGUCCUUUCGGCAGAGGUGGCCCAGUUGGUAGAGGUGGCCCUAGUGAAAGGGGAGGAUUUGGUGGCCAAUCAGGUGACAGUGGAGGAUUUCGUCUAAAUCGAGGAAGAACAGGCUUUCAGUCACCUCUUGUAACAAGAGGUGGUUACAGAGGCAGAAAUGAAGAACCCUUUUCUGGAUCUACGUCUAAAUUGGCAGGUCGUUGGAAUUCUGGUGAUGUUGAAGGUGAUAAAAGCCAAGGCCCUAAAGUGACCUAUGUUCCUCCUCCACCACCUGAAGAAGAGAGUGCCAUCUUUUCUCGCUAUCAGACUGGUAUUAACUUUGAUAAAUAUGAUGACAUUCUGGUUGAUGUUUCAGGAUUUAAUGUUCCCCCUGCAAUACUGUCGUUUGAUGAAGCUCACCUGUGUGAAACUUUGAACAAGAACAUAAAUAAAGCAGGGUAUCUAAAACCGACACCAGUUCAGAAACAUGGGAUACCAAUUGUACUUUCUGGACGGGAUUUGAUGGCUUGUGCUCAAACAGGCUCUGGAAAAACAGCUGCGUUCCUGUUGCCCAUAAUAGAAAUGCUACUGAGGGGAAAUGCAGCAUCCAGUCGAUUUAAAGAACUACAAGAACCAGACGUUGUUAUUGUAGCUCCAACACGUGAGCUGAUCAAUCAGAUAUAUCUGGAAGCUAGGAAGUUUUCUUAUGGGACUGUUGUGAGACCUGUUGUCGUCUAUGGAGGAACAAGCACCGGCCAUCAAAUCCGUCAGGUUUUACAAGGCUGUAAUAUAUUGUGUGGCACUCCAGGAAGACUUUUGGAUAUUAUUUCUAAAGGAAAAGUUGGACUUGGUAAGGUGCAGUACUUGGUAUUAGAUGAAGCAGACCGUAUGCUUGAUAUGGGAUUUGAACCAGACAUGCGAAAACUAGUCGACUCCUUUGAUAUGCCACCUAAACAAAACCGCCAGACUUUGAUGUUCAGUGCCACCUUUCCUGAAGAAAUUCAAAGGUUAGCUGCAGACUUCAUGAAGAAUGAUUAUUUGUUCCUUGCUGUUGGUCAAGUAGGAGGUGCUUGUGGUGAUGUCCAGCAAUCCAUACUACAAGUUGACCAGUAUUCCAAAAGGAACAAAUUGGUUGAAAUCCUCACUAACAUAGGUAUUGAACGAACUAUGGUUUUUGUCGAUACCAAACGCAAGGCUGACUUUCUUGCUACUUUUCUGUGUCAAGAAAAGUUCCCAACGACAAGUAUACAUGGUGAUCGAGAGCAAAGGGAAAGAGAGAUAGCACUCAGUGAUUUCCGUACAGGGAAGUGUCCUGUUUUGGUGGCUACAGCAGUAGCAGCUCGCGGGCUGGACAUUGAGCAUGUACAGCAUGUUAUCAAUUUUGAUUUGCCUUCAACAAUCGAUGAAUACGUCCAUCGUAUUGGACGUACAGGCCGUUGUGGGAACGUUGGCAAAGCAAUAUCAUUCUUUGAUUCAAAUACAGAUUUGCCAAUAGCACGUGCUCUCUUAAAGGUUCUGUCUGAUGCACAACAAGAAGUUCCUAUAUGGCUAGAAGAAUUUGCUUAUGCUGCUCAUGGGACCAGUUACCAUAAUCCACUUGGAAAAGUGUUCGCUUCCGUAGAUACUCGUAAGGGUCUGGGUGUAAACAGAAACUUCAGUGGAUAUGAAACGAAUAUACCAGUGACAUAUGGAGGAAACAGUGAAGAUAGUUGGGAUUAACUUCAAGCCAUAAUUUGCUUUGAACUCUUAAAUUAAUGUCCUCCAAAGGGUUACUAGUUUUAGUAAUUUGAAGGAAACUUUCAUUGAUUUGUUUUGAAGGGAACUUUUUCAAAGAUAAGUGUUUACAUUCUGUUCUGCACAUUGUUUUGUUUUUAAUAUUUAAGUUGUAUCACAGUGGCCAGAUACUGCAUUUUUUUUUGUUUCUGUAUGACUUGAGGUAAUAAAGUGCAAGUUAGGGUUGAUAUUGUCUAGUAAUUUGAAACCCAUUAUGUCUUGUUAUUUUUGAAUUGCAUCUUUAAUUUGAAAGGGAAAGCAUCAAUGUUCAUACAUUGUUUACAUAGCUAUAGCCAGUUGUGUACAUUCCAUUAACAACGUACAUUAAAUGCAAUUUAUUUAAUGGAUCCAAAAGUGUUUUACAGAGCAUUAUUAAAUGGAAUUGAAUGCGGAACUAAACAUUGGAAGUGAUCAAAAAGGUUGCACUCAAAGCUAAAUAUUUUAAGGAGCAUCUUUUCAAGGAGUAUGGAGAGAGAAUAGCAGAGUCCAAGAUGUAUGCAGCUGAAGGCAUGACAACCAAUGUUGGCGCAUUCAAUGAGGGUUGAGGGCUGCAGGAGAUUAGAGACAAUGCUGAGGUUUGGGAUUUGAUGCUGGUUUUAUGUUUGGGUGUUUUUCAUGUAACAUUGUCAGUACAAGCUGCUUCAGUACAAUGAUUACUUGGCAUUCAGCAAUAGGCAUGUUUUUAUAUGGCUGCCUUUGAUUAGGAAUCAGUCCAAUUAAGCAAAGGACAUGAGGCUAUCAAAACCAACUCUGAGGAUUUGUCUGUUCUUGGUUUUAAUUGUGCAGGGAUAUUUAGUUUUUAGAGUCAAAUUUAGUUACAUGCUAAAAUAUAUGGGGCAUUUCUUUCCACAUAAUCUUAAUGGUGUGCUAAUCUAGGGGAACUGAAUGUUUGACAGCCAGUGAGACAGUUGCCUGUUUUCUGGCAUGAUGACUGGAUGUACAUGAUACCUUAAAUAGGGCAAUGUUUAUUACCCAAUUAUAAUUAAUCAGUCAGGUGGACUUAAUACAGCAUUAUCUGCAGGAUAUCAGACCAGAGGGAGAAGACUGCUUUGAAACAUACUGUUUGUAAAGAACCUAACAUGUAACAUUAUUUGCUGGACAGUGUUAACCUGUUUCAUGUAUACUUUUUAUCUUAAAUUGAAUUCACUCAACCCUGGAAAUUGGGCAGUCCAAUUACUCAAUACAGUACAAUUUCAAAAAUGCAUUGCAGGAUUAGAGGUUUUGUUAUUUGCAUCUUUCAAGACAUUGUACUGCCUCCUGUUAGAGCAAGCUAAGUUUCUUCACUAUUUGCAUCUUCACUGACUCCAAAUUAUUACCCCAGUUACCUGUCUAUUUGUCUGUUUUGUGGGUACUUCUUCAAUGGUCAGUUUCUUGAAACAAAUUAUUUUGUAUCUGUCAGCUGUAACCUUGAGGCAAGUCUCCCAAUCUGUAUGACAAUCUACCCCAUUUCUAGUUCCAUGUUC
Chiloscyllium plagiosum (whitespotted bambooshark) is the source of this 3986-nucleotide messenger RNA. RefSeq names its product DEAD (Asp-Glu-Ala-Asp) box polypeptide 4 (gene ddx4). Gene Ontology annotation, molecular function: ATP binding; nucleic acid binding; RNA helicase activity. The record is from RefSeq and is a predicted model, not a curated record. NCBI's taxonomy places the organism in Eukaryota, Metazoa, Chordata, Chondrichthyes, Orectolobiformes, Hemiscylliidae.